AACCAACUAACACCAGCACCAAACCUCGACUUUGCUGCUCUUUUUAGCUCUGGCCUUGCACUUAAAGAAACGGAAAAGCCAUAUUGACAAUCAUUGUAAAGAAAAUAAGGCACAGCAAAAGUGGGUAACUGACUGAAAAGGGAGAGUUGUGAUCAAGGAAGGAUGGGAAGAAGAGAAGGAAUUUAAACCUUACAGAACUGCUGAUCAAGAAUUGGAGGAAGAAAGAGGAAUUUUGAAAAAUGACCACAGCAAGAUUCAUCAAAUGUGUGACUGUGGGCGAUGGAGCUGUAGGGAAGACUUGUAUGCUUAUCUCUUACACAAGUAACACCUUCCCAACGGAUUAUGUUCCCACUGUGUUUGACAACUUCAGUGCCAAUGUUGUGGUGGAUGGGAGUACAGUGAAUCUUGGACUAUGGGACACUGCAGGGCAGGAAGAUUACAACAGACUGAGACCUCUAAGUUAUAGAGGUGCUGAUGUGUUUCUAUUGGCUUUCUCUCUCAUCAGCAAGGCCAGUUAUGAGAAUAUCUCCAAGAAGUGGAUCCCUGAGCUGAGACAUUAUUCUCCAAACGUUCCCAUCGUGCUGGUAGGAACCAAGCUUGAUUUACGUGAAGACAAGCAGUUUUUGAUGAACCAUCCUGGAGCAACACCAAUCACGACAGCUCAGGGUGAGGAAUUGAAGAAGAUGAUUGGUGCAGCAGUUUAUAUCGAAUGCAGCUCCAAGACUCAGCAGAAUGUGAAAGUGGUGUUUGAUUCUGCAAUCAAGGUAGUUCUGCGGCCACCAAAACCGAAGAAAAAGCACCGGAAGCCAAGGCCAUGCACGUUUCUCUAGUCCAGUUUCAUGUUAAUACUAACAUGAAAGUAUUACUGUGCCUCUUACAAGUGUUCCUUUUCCAUUUCUGUCACUCUUAAGGGAUGCAAGAUCACUAGAAAAUCAUGAUGGAUGUCUUGGAUUUCUUUUCUGCUAUUGGCUCUUGGCAUUUGCAGUAUUCCCCAUUUUGUUCUCCUUGGUGAGCAUUUAUGUAUAGGCAAUUGCCUUUUUUUUUUUUUUUUCUUCUGAAGUAUAUUUCAUUUUCAAUUUUCUCAUUA
This is a messenger RNA of Macadamia integrifolia, 1087 nucleotides long. Its product is annotated as rac-like GTP-binding protein RAC2. NCBI's taxonomy places the organism in Eukaryota, Viridiplantae, Streptophyta, Magnoliopsida, Proteales, Proteaceae. Gene Ontology annotation, biological process: establishment or maintenance of cell polarity; cortical cytoskeleton organization; regulation of actin cytoskeleton organization. Bases 240 to 830 code for a protein of 196 amino acids. The transcript has 8 exons. Gene Ontology annotation, molecular function: protein kinase binding; GTPase activity; GTP binding. Gene Ontology annotation, cellular component: cytoskeleton; cell cortex; nucleus. The record is from RefSeq and is a predicted model, not a curated record.